GUUGCAUCUCAACCAGACACCCAACGGAUUGCUCACAAAUCUCACCCAUCAAAACCCCGAGAAACGGCACGACCGGCCCAUUUCAGGCAGACGCAAAGCCAAUAACAUAAACCGAGGUGGCAAAAAGAAGGACAAAUAGAGGGAGAGAGAGACGGGAAAAUGUCACAUCACUGCCACGACGAACAUACUCACGCCCACGGCGGCGGCGACGACCCGCACGACCACUCGGACGACAUCACGCCGGCCCUGCAGCACUCGCUGUACCAGCACAUCUGCUUCGACGAGAUCACGACCAUGAACGAGGCGCGGUACGGCUCCGGCAGGGAGGUCGUCCGCAAGACGUGGCAGGAGCGCAUGAGCCCUGAGCCGGAGGUGGCGAGUGAUGUUGAUGAGCAGUUGUUGAUUAAUAUUCCGUUCACGGGGCAGGUGAAGCUGCACUCGAUCCUGCUGCGCACGUCCGACUCGGACUCGGCGCCCAAGACGCUCAAGGUCAUCAUCAACCGCGAGGAUGUCGACUUCGGCGUCGCCGAGGAGACGGACGGCACGCAGACGUUCGAGCUGAGCCGCACGGCCGAGGUGCAGGAGCUACCCGUGCGCCGGGCGCGUUUCAACGCCGUUCGCCGGCUGACCCUGUUCUUCCCGGACAACUUCGGCGACGGCGAGGAGGACGUCACGCGGAUUUCCUACAUCGGCUUCAAGGGCGAGUGGAUGCAGCUGGGGCGGGCGCCGGCGAACAUCCUCUACGAGGCGGCGGCCAACCCGGCGGAUCACAAGCUCAAGGGGACCAGCGUCAACCAGAUGGGCAGCGGGAUUGGAGGGCGGGGGCCGGGGAUUUAGCCGAUGAUGAGGCUUCGCAGGCAGCAGAUCAAGAACGGCAUGGAACUACAUGAAGUCCUCCUCCCAGUUCUCGUCCCGGUCCUGGUUGCUCGCCGCCGCCAUGUUCUCCUCGGUGAAGAGGUCGUCGUAGGCAUGCUCCUUCUGCCACUUCUUCUCCUGGCGCUCCUUGGCCAGGCGGGCCUCCUCCUUUUUCUGCAGGACGGCAUUCACAAGUCAUCAGUCAGCGCUGCACAUACCGUGAAGGGGG
Messenger RNA from Thermothielavioides terrestris NRRL 8126, 1084 nucleotides. RefSeq lists its product as uncharacterized. The transcript is spliced from 3 exons. Bases 160 to 837 code for a protein of 225 amino acids. Gene Ontology annotation, cellular component: nucleus. Lineage: Eukaryota; Fungi; Ascomycota; Sordariomycetes; Sordariales; Chaetomiaceae. The record is from RefSeq and is a predicted model, not a curated record.